CUCUUCAAUUUCAAACAUAAACAUACAAGACGAAAUUAAGACUUUUACAUUGUUAUCAUAUAUUUUAGAAAUUUCUUAUUCAUUGUUAUUUUUACAAACAUUAUUACAAAUUUUGUUUAUUUUAUAAAAAAAAAAUGUCUUCAAUCGCUAGAUCAAUUAUUCAAAAAUUGUUUACAACCCGUUAUUUUCCUGUUCGAAAAACAUCAUACAGAUAUUAUCCUGCUCCUGUGAAAAGAUUUUAUAGAAGUGUACAUGUUUCUGAAUCAGAUGGGAGAUAUGAAAUAUCACUUGAUAAAAGAAAGCUAAAAACUCCUUCGGGUACUUUAUUACAACUUCCAAAUGAAGCCCUGGCAGCAGCUAUUGCUACAGAAUGGGAUUUGCAACAGAAAAUUAUUCAAAGACAUAACAUGCAUCUUACAGCAUUGUGUAAUACUGCUAUUGAUAAUCCUUGUCAUCAAAAUCAUGAAAAUAUUGUAGAUGGUAUGCUACAAUACUUGUCUUCUGAUACAUUAUGUUUCAGAUCUAAUGAUCCUCCUAGUUUAGCAGAAUUACAAAAAGAAAAGUGGGACCCUCUCCUGAAAUGGUUUGAAAAUAGAUAUCAUGUAAAAAUCAACAUUUCAGAAGAUGUAAGCACUAAUCCUGUGCCAGAUGAAACUUUAUAUCAACUUAGGAAACAUCUUUUAUCUUACAGUCAUUGGUGUUUAAUAGGUAUAAAUUUUACUGCUGAGAAUUUAAAAUCUCUUAUUUUAACUUUGGCUGUAAUAAAUCAUGUGAUUGAUGUUGAAAAAGCAGUUGAACUUUCAAGAUUAGAAACUGUUUUCCAGAUACAGAACUGGGGAUCUGUUGAAUGGGCCCAUAAUGUUGAUGAAGCUCAGUUAAAAGCAAGAGUAGCUGCAGGAGUAUUAUUUACUUAUUUAAAUGAGGGUUCAUCCGACUUAAUUCAAAAGGAUGCUUCUAAAAAGAUACAAAUGCUUGUUAAGUAGACAGUUAUGACAGGCAAGAUCAAGCAGUUACUGUAAAAAAAAAAAAAAAAAUAGUUUGAAUAAAUUAACAGUUGGUAUAUUUUUUUUAUCAUA
Molecule: messenger RNA, 1076 nt
Organism: Argiope bruennichi
Lineage: Eukaryota; Metazoa; Arthropoda; Arachnida; Araneae; Araneidae
Product: ATP synthase mitochondrial F1 complex assembly factor 2-like
Exons: 9
Coding region: 135-983 (282 amino acids)
Biological process (GO): mitochondrial proton-transporting ATP synthase complex assembly
Cellular component (GO): mitochondrion
Source: RefSeq, a predicted model, not a curated record